Gymnodraco acuticeps is the source of this 1835-nucleotide messenger RNA. It is a transcript of the gene npl, whose product is annotated as N-acetylneuraminate pyruvate lyase (dihydrodipicolinate synthase). The record is from RefSeq and is a predicted model, not a curated record. The transcript is spliced from 12 exons. Gene Ontology annotation, molecular function: 4-hydroxy-tetrahydrodipicolinate synthase activity; N-acetylneuraminate lyase activity. Gene Ontology annotation, biological process: N-acetylneuraminate catabolic process. The coding region runs from base 17 to 1036 and encodes 339 amino acids. Lineage: Eukaryota; Metazoa; Chordata; Actinopteri; Perciformes; Bathydraconidae.
GGCUACUUGUUUUGUCAUGUUUAUUUUAUUCAUCAACUACAUCUCCCAUGAAGCUUUGCGGCGUCACCUGACGCUCAGCUGCCUUAACAUCCGCCACAACACAAGACAGUGCCCAAGACGCACAGAAGGGAAAGCACGAACAGGUCUGGUUGCAGCUACGUUUACUCCACUAACCGAAGAAGGUGAAAUCAACAUAAAAGAGAUCGGACCUUAUGUUGACUACUUGACAGAGAGGCAAGGUGUUACAAAGAUAUUUGUGAAUGGCACCACCGGAGAGAGCAUGUCUCUCACUGUCGCAGAGAGGAAGCUCCUGGCUGAGGAGUGGUGUAAGAAAGCCAAGGGCAAAAUGGAUCAUGUUGUUGUGCAUGUCGGCUGCAUGAGUCUUAAAGAUUCCCAAGACCUGGCUCUCCAUGCAGCACAGAUCGAGGCAGAUUCGAUUGCAGUCAUUUCCCCCUCCUUCUUCAAGCCCAAGAAUGCCCAUGCUUUGAGGUCUUACCUCAAGGCAGUGGCUUCAGCUGCCCCAAAUCUGCCUUUCUACUAUUAUCACAUCCCGUCUAUCACCGGAGUUAAUGUGCUGGUGAGAGAUCUGUUGGUCGGCAUUGAGGAGCAGAUUCCCUCCUUCAGAGGUGUGAAGUUCAGCGGCAUUGACCUGAUGGACUUCGGCCUUAGUUUCAGCCUCAUGAAGCCUAACUGGUCUCUCCUCUACGGCGUGGACGAGCAAAUGCUUUCGGGUCUGGUUUUGGGAGCCGACGGAGCAGUUGGAAGCACAUAUAACUAUGUAGGAUGCCAAUUCAACAAGCUGUUAUCAGCAUUUGAGAAAGGCGAACUUGUCGAAGCCAGGACAAUACAGUUCAAGUUGCAAGACUUUCUCGGGUCGGCCAUGAAACUCGGCUUUGAUGUGGGAGUGAAUAAGCAGCUGAUGGUGGAGGUGUCCGGCCUGAGCCUCGGGCCCCCCCGACUCCCGUUGAUGCCGUGUCAUCCUGAUGUCGCUGUGUCCAUCAAACAAAAAUAUAAAAGCAUUUUUCCUCAAUGCUAAUGUUUUCAUACUGGACAGUUGAAAUCCCUCAACGGUUCAACUUUCAAUCAGAUCUCAGUGUUAAAAGACGGAAAAUUUUAUAUUUUAACCAAUAUUCUAAUCUUGGUGUCUAUAAUUUUAUAAAAUUUUAAUUUACUAACUCAUAUUACCCGUGGGGUUUUUGCAAUUUAGUUUUUCUUACAUUUAGAGAAAAGGGACUAUCAAAAAUUAACAGUGUUACUUUAUUAUUCUGUACUGUGAGCUGAAUCUCAUUUGUUUGAGUUCUGUUCUGUCAGACACGCAACGUGACAAAGAAAAUAAAAAACGAGGGCCACCGGAUAGUUCACUGAUUAAAGCUCUCUGCGUUGACUGUUUGACUCCGGCCUGCAGAGGGAUUUGGUAAUUUCAUCUUUCAUAAAUGUAAUCGCACAUGAAACAUAUUUUACAAUACACUAACAUAAAAUAGGCGUGACAGCUUUGUUAUUUAAAGCUGUGGUUCACGUUAGUAGAACGUUUUGCCAUUAAUGACUUCUUCUUCAUAAAUCACAGUUAUGGAAAGCCCUGACCUUAAGCUGGUUCAGGGUUUAAGCAUCAGAUGAAGAAUAAGAAUAAAAGGUGCUCUGAUGUGAACAAUAUUACAUGAAAAGUGAUCACUCCAAAAGUAAGGGAAAAGGGUGUCAUGAAACAUCCUAGUUUUUACGAGGGAGCAUAAAACCUGUUUUGACUUUUGACAUUUAGAGUGUGACUUUUUUUACCAAUCCUUUGUAUUAUUUCUAACAACUAAUCACAAAUGUCUUACUAAUAAAGCCAUUGAUAAUUA